Messenger RNA from Opisthorchis viverrini, 1251 nucleotides. RefSeq lists its product as hypothetical. The coding region runs from base 1 to 1251 and encodes 416 amino acids. Gene Ontology annotation, cellular component: endoplasmic reticulum membrane. Gene Ontology annotation, biological process: triglyceride biosynthetic process. The transcript has 4 exons. NCBI's taxonomy places the organism in Eukaryota, Metazoa, Platyhelminthes, Trematoda, Opisthorchiida, Opisthorchiidae. The record is from RefSeq and is a predicted model, not a curated record. Gene Ontology annotation, molecular function: diacylglycerol O-acyltransferase activity.
AUGACAGAAGCUGUGGUUGGCGACCAGAGUAGCUUCACUUCUGACCUGGGAAUAAUAGUUAAGCCGCGACCACGACGUCCCAAAUCGUAUUUUGUGCGUUUCGUGGAAUUUUCUUCUGUGUGUCAGUGGGUGACCGGUUUCCUGUUCUUCGGAAUAUCAUGCUAUGCAGUUUUCAUGUAUCUGAUCUAUUCUAUGCUGAAACAUCUUGUUUUGUUCGUUUGGUUCAGCGUUAGUGAACCACAUGAAGAUUGGUUUGUCUACAGCAUCACAUCGUGGGAUAAAAUGGAAGCCCUCUAUACUUCGGUUUUGGCGGCUCUGGUUGGCUUGUAUUUGUAUUAUUGGCAGCAUGAUUUGCGCGCAGAAGAGCGAGGUUCACAUCCACGGACAUGGUUGCGAAAUCUGUGGUUGUGGAAGCGCAUGGCCGAUUACUUUCCCAUCCAGCUUGUUUUGAGCGAUGAGCUUCUAAAAAGUGAGCAUGCCGAAGCUGCAGUCGACUGCAAAAGUGGGAACCAACUCGGUGGAUUCGGUGGUCUCUCUACAAAGCGCAAUUAUAUGGUAGGGUAUCAUCCGCACGGCGUGUUUAGUACUGGUGCUUUUGUCAACUUCAUGACUGAAGCAACCGGGUUUUCUUUGGCCUUUCCUGGAUUAACGCCGUGGUUAGCAGUUCUGAAGGCCCACUUCAAAUCACCGUUCUAUAGAGACUAUCUCAUGGCCUUGGGAAUCAUAGCCGCCACGAAACGCGGCUUACGUUACCUUUUGGAUGCAGAAGAAUGUGGCAAGACAGGAAACUUUGUGGUUGUUGUUGUCGGUGGAGCGCCAGAAGCACUCGAGGCGAAACCUGGUCAAUACAGACUAGUCAUUCGCCAGCGAUAUGGAUUCUUCAAACUAGCCAUUCAGACAGGCCAAAGAGCCCGGUGCUGCUCAAAAGGCACCUGCUGUGCGCAGCCGCAUCAGGAAUGGUACAGUAAUGCCUUAUUCCCUGCGCCCUCGGGUUGGGCCAACACCCUGCAGCCGAGCAGGUGGUCAAACAAUGACUUGGCAGCGAAGUAUGUAAGCCAUUACCAGCAAACUCAGCUGCGCUGGUCACUUCCGUCUUCCUGGAUGGGGACCCCGAGACGGGCCACAUCAAUGGUUAGAGACAUUGUCAGACAUGGCCCAGUCGCGCCCUCAAUGGCGCUCGUCCAUCAAAGCUAUUGCCUUCAAUGCAUAGCUCCUUUUCCAGCCCCCGACCCUCACUUGACAGCUUACUGA